Nomascus leucogenys (northern white-cheeked gibbon) is the source of this 1612-nucleotide messenger RNA. RefSeq names its product calcineurin like phosphoesterase domain containing 1 (gene CPPED1). Gene Ontology annotation, molecular function: hydrolase activity. The record is from RefSeq and is a predicted model, not a curated record. The transcript is spliced from 4 exons. Lineage: Eukaryota; Metazoa; Chordata; Mammalia; Primates; Hylobatidae. The coding region runs from base 363 to 1172 and encodes 269 amino acids.
CAUAGCUGCAUCAAAGCCUGCACUUAGGGUUUCCAGGGGCGCAGUUGAGAGGCGAGGCCGAGAGAGCGGUCUGGUCCAGGAGCCUACCUGACCUUGACCUAACUUCCCCCGGAGAAGGGAAGUAAGCGGAAGGUAGCAAAGCGUAGUUAAUGACAGCUUGGGCUCUGCAGCGAGACCUGGUUUCCAAGCCCUGCGUUAGCAUCUUGGCCUCAGCUUCCACAUCUGUGAAACGGGAAUACCUGUGGGUGUUACUGGAUAAGCGCUCGGUGCAUGUUAGAGGGCGUCGGUUUUAUUAAGAAAAGGAAAGCGAAUGGAAAGGCCCAUUCUACUUCAUCCUGGGCGCAGACCCACAGUUUGGGCUGAUGAAGGCCUGGUCCACCGGGGACUGUGACAAUGGCGGUGAGGAAUGGGAACAGGAGAUCCGUCUAACUGAGCAAGCCGUCCAGGCCAUCAACAAGCUGAACCCCAAACCCAAAUUCUUCGUUCUGUGCGGUGACCUCAUCCACGCCAUGCCAGGGAAGCCGUGGCGGACUGAGCAGACGGAGGACCUGAAGCGAGUGCUCAGGACGGUGGACAGGGCAAUCCCACUGGUCCUCGUCAGCGGCAACCACGACAUCGGCAACGCCCCCACGGCCGAGACCGUCGAGGAGUUCUGCCGGACUUGGGGAGAUGACUACUUCAGCUUCUGGGUCGGGGGCGUCCUGUUCCUGGUCCUCAACUCCCAGUUCUAUGAGAACGCCUCCAAGUGCCCCAGCCUGAAGCAGGCGCAGGACCAGUGGCUGGACGAGCAGCUGAGCAUCGCGAGGCAGCAGCACUGCCAGCACGCCAUCGUCUUCCAGCACAUCCCGCUGUUCCUGGAGAGCAUCGACGAGGACGACGACGACUACUUCAACCUCAGCAAGCCUGCUCGGAAGAAGUUGGCAGACAAGUUCAUCCACGCAGGUGUCAAAGUCGUGUUCUCAGGCCAUUACCACAGGAAUGCCGGGGGUACCUACCAGAACCUCGACAUGGUGGUGUCAUCUGCCAUUGGAUGCCAGCUUGGCAGAGAUCCCCACGGGCUCCGAGUCGUGGUGGUCAGCGCUGAGAAAAUUGUUCACCGAUACUAUAGUCUAGAUGAGCUGAGUGAGAAAGGAAUAGAGGACGAUCUCAUGGAUUUGAUCAAGAAAAAAUGACGCUCCUUCCUGUUCCCGUUCACUUUUCACUUGCACUAUUUUUUUAUUUUGCCAGAAACAGCAGCUGCACACAACCCCUUGCUGAAAUAUAAAAAUAGCCCAGGCAGGUUUGUGAAUUUAUGUCCUUUUGCAUAAAUCAGAGAGCUGGGGCCCUAUCCUGAAUUAUAUUCAAAAUAGAACUGCAUUUCCUUUAAAAUGGAGCAAGUGAUCCUGGAAAUCAGUUUUUAAAAUAUUAGACUAUCUCUGCAUGGAUGUUUGAAUAAAUUCUCCUAAUGCUGUGUUUCUCAACUCCACUUUUGAAUUGGAUUGUAUUCUGGUUAGCAUAUGAUCAAAGUCUGCCUAUCGACCUCAAUUCCAAUCUGAUAGCCAAGUGUGAUCGUUGAUAAUUCCUUAAACAAACUACACCUGAUUGUAUUAAAUUGUGGUCAUGAUUCCCAAAA